AAAUAAUUUUUUAAUGAUUCGUUCGAAUAAAAUGAAAUUUUGUUAUUAUAGAAAUAAAGAUUGUUAGAAAUUUACAUUAGCGUAUAAUCGCGCACGUGUUUCCGAGAUAGUGUACAGGUGAUGGUGGUGGUAGUGGGGGGUCGCGUGAAUGAAAAGCUCGAUCGGGAAGACGGGGAAAGAGAGAGGCCGAUAAUCGUACAGCGAGAGGUCGGCAGAUGGCGGUGCGUUCGCUCGGCGCCAGCUUGAAACACCUGACGAUCGACUUAGCAGUGCAGCAUGGACUCGGCUGGCAGGCACACACUUCUUUCAAAGAAAACAGGUGCCAACGGCGAACGUGCUGUCGAGUACCGUUGUCGGAUCGCACGCGAGUGAGAGAGAGAGAGAGAGAAAGAGAGAAAGAGAGAAAGAGAGAAAGAGAGAGAGAGAGAGAGAGAGAGAGAGAUACACGCAUAGAAACAGUCAGACAUACAUAGUGGGGUGACAAUAAAAAAAGAAAAAAAAAAAAAAGAAAAAGAAAUAGAGAAAAACAUCCAAAGAAACAUCCUCAUUCCCCAAAGUUUCAUUUGAGACGCACAUUUACGUGGAUCCGGUUCACGAUCGUUCAUUUCGGGAUACGAUGAGAAGAAACGAAAAGUACGACGAGCAGCAAGCAUUGCAAAAAUAUCGAUUAGAAAACGUUUAGAUAUUCGUAAGAGUAAUCGAGAUUCGAGUACGUAAAUCCGUUCGUAUUUCGUCGAUGGGAAGAAUCGAAGAGAAGACGGUCGCGAGUUUAAAAUUCCCGCGCGCGCAACUCCCUUCUCGCCCUUCCAUUGAGCGUACGCGUCGACGAGGUAGAACGUAAGGGCCCACGAGUAGCCGCACGCGAUACGACAAAGAUGUGACGCAAUUCGGACGUUCCUUUUACCGGCCCUUUCGGAAGUGAGCGCGGAAAGAGGAAGAGAGAUAGAGAUAGAUACGUAGAUACAUAGAUAGAUAGAUAGAUAGAUAAAGAGAGAAAGAGAUAGAAAGAGAUAGAAAGAGAGGAAAGUUACGAAGCUUUCGUUUGUCAAGAAAACUAAAUAAAAAUGAUGGCGACACGUUCAUCGACAAUGACGAUACUACUUCUUUCGACGAUCUUCAUACUCGAAUUGAUCUACGCCAAGGAUGAUGGAUCGACGUUGGAAUAUGAGGAUUUUCUUACAACCACCGAGAACUACGUUCGUCUUCGCGUCGACAGAGAUUUAUGUGCUUCGAAGAGACUCAUCAUAUGGUGAAACAACGGAGGAGGAAGAAAAAUUUCAAGGUCUAGUGUCCUCGAGCACCGAGAUACCCUCCGUCGAAGUACUCUCGUCGAAAGCUAAGAGGGAACAAGUACUGCGGAACAUUCUUGCAGCUCGAAGACGACGAAUGUCGAAGCAACGAAACGGCCGUCUCAUCGACGUCACUCCAAAGGAUCCACCAGACAUCCUGGAAGCACAGGAGACGAAGAACGAAGGAAUGUAUGCUAGGGUUUCUACGGCGAAGAACGGUACCGACGAUGCUGACAAGAAAACGUUCAAAGCAACGAUGGAAGAGAACCUAACGACAUUGAUGAGCGAACGAGAGGACAUCGAGUCCACGAUGACGAUGGCGCCGGUAACGAGCAUCCCAAAGUCCUUGGAGGCUGAUAACGUUCGUAAGAAAAACAUCGUUUCCAUGCCGGAGUCCCUUUACAAGCACUUUAGACCCGUAGAAAGUAACAUUCCGAUGGAGGACAUGUCGCAGUUCCUUUAUUUCGGUCAGAAACUACAACCGGAGCUGCAGAACGUAACGACAGUCGGUAACGAUUCGAACGAACUUGUCUCGGUUACUCCAACAACCUUGCGAAGGAGAAAUCCUAGCAAGAGAACCAGCUUGUCCCCGCUUACAACGACAACGGGAACGACAACAACAACGACAACGACGUCGACUACGACUCGAGCUGAAGAAAUCUCGAAGGAGGAGACCAACGUUGCUUUGGAAAGACGCAUGAUCGAGAAGAACAAAGUUUCUAAGACAACGAAGAACACGUUGCGAGACGUGCCGAAUUUGUAUUACAGGAAAACAAGAUUGUCCGACUCGACGAUCGCCACGAACGUGAUUCCCAGCAAGGACAUGACACAGAACGGAAAUACGACGGAGCUCGAGGAGCAAGCGGUGGAGCGGAGGGGUGAGAACGGUGUUCAGAAGACGAAAGUAUCAAGAGGUAGUUUCCGAAGGAGCAAAAAGAUGGAAGAUGUCGAAGAAAAAGUUGGAAACGAUGGUGUUUCCGAGUACCGUUCGAAGGACGAUAAGAAGUCUCGGGAGAGUAACAGCAUCGAGGAAAGUACGGUGAGUUCGACGACAUUGAGAAUCGUCGUGACGGAACCUUACAGAGAGUCGUCGGUGAAAAACUUUUCGACGACGACGCCGACGCCGACGAUGACAACGACGACGACGUCGACGUCGACGUUGAAGACCACGACGCAAGAGACUCGCCGGCAUCACCAGCAACACGUGUACGCGUAUACGAUAACCAACGUGACGAGACUGUUGCGCAACUACACCGGACCUGGGCUAAGCGGAGAGACUGGAGUAAGAGGAAGAGGAAGAGUCGACGCAGGAAGAGGAGGAGGAGGAGGAGGAGGUGGUGGAGGCUCUCGAAGGAGCAGCAGCGCUUCCAGCGAGAUAACGAACGGCAGGGUAGAGUCACCGUCGACGGAGGCUUCCGCCGGUGCUGCCGGCAUCAGCGAGGAGCCCUCGCAAUCCGCUGGACUCAGUACUGGCAGGAGCGUCGAAGCGGUUGGAAGACCGAGCACGAUCGCUACUCCCUCCUUGGUGGGGGAACGACGAAGAAAAGUCCUCGCGAGCGGUGCCCACCGAACCGGCGCUCAGUCAGCGCCGCAACGCGCACCCGUGAGAAUCACGAGCGCUCUUACUCGAAACAACAGACAACAGCAGCAUCAGCAACAGUGGUCCGACAGAGUAACCCUCGUUAUCGAAGAAAGUUCGACCGAUCCUGAUCCUCAUCAUCGUCAUUAUCAUCAUAAUAGAAGUUUUCUUCGUAAAUCGGCUAGCGCUGUCUUGCACAGCGGUGCGGUGAACCAGAAAGACGCGAGCCCGGAAGCGAUGCCUUCCACGGGCACGCAAGAUUCCGUUCUCGUUGACGCUGACAGAAGGAACUCCCUUGAUCUGGAGCGUCGAGAGGAUGAAUCUCGUAUUGAAAAUGAAGCCUCCUUGAAGGUCAAUCGUACCUUCGAGGACAAUUUUACGACGAAUGAAAGUUUGUCAGAUUUGAAAGUCCCGGAAGAGACGACGGUCGUCGAUCUUCUCUCGUCUUCUCCUUUGGUCGAUGGUCCUACCGAGGCCUCGAUCGAGACUCUGUCUAACUCGGAUAUCAAAGACGAGACUCGGAAGGAGAGCAACAACGAGCACUCCACCCUAACGACUACGACAACCACGAUGACGCCGGAAGUUACGACUAGUGCACCCGUAUUUCCGGUGACACCCAAGUUACUCGUUGAAAAGAUAUCGAACGAUAAUCGUUUGAUCGGCUCGAGUACGACGGAAUCUAUAAAUCGAUUGACUUCGAGUAGGAAACCGGAUCAAGAUAGACCGUUCGGUUUAGCGGCAGAUCUUGAUCCUUCCGAGAUUCAAAAGAUGUAUAGAUCGCAGAACACUUCGAGCACUGAGAGCAAUACUCUGCCGGAUUUGGAAACGUCCACCGUUUCGACGAAUCAAUUUCCAAAUCGGAUUGCUCAACAGCAUAUGCACGAUUUUCAUGAAAGCAGAGGACGCAGUCUCUCGGAUAAAGCAAAACAGGAAGACGAUGUACUUCCUAUAAUGCAGCUUUACAACACCUCGGACAUAUUCGAUGACAGUAGCACCCUUGGUCCUGCUACUCGUACGGUCGAAAUACCCUUAGAGGAAAGUAAUACGACUAAGGAUAAAGUGGAAUCACCUCAGGAAGCUCCUGCUUCGCGAUACACCACUCCCUCUGCUACCAACAAACCCACCGUUAAACCCAUCCCUAAAUCAACCCCCAAAUCAACCCCUAAAUCCACUAUCAGACCUACUAGUACACCUUCCAAUUUCGUUAACAGGACGAGGUACAGAUCGAUUUAUUCCAAUCGAUCUGUUGUAUCGGAUUAUGCCGGUUUAGGGUAUCAACCGAUCGAAUUCAACAGGACGUACUUUGACAGUGGUUUGAUUGCCAUUAGCCCACGGGAAUCAGUGAAUAUUAGUGAAGUGACUAAGAGACACGAUAGCGACACCAUUGCAUCACAAGAGACCGUAGCAGUAGUCAGUUAUAUUUUGGCUACGCUCGUCGUAUUUCCAAUUGCCGUUGGCGUUGGACUCAUUCUUAGAAGACUGAUCAUUAGGAAUCGUAAGGUGCUCGAAGAAUCGGACACGUCAUCCGAGAUAAGUUACAGGAAGGACGCUCUUAAUCUCGAAAAUGGGGAUUUUAAAACGUCCAUCGAAAAGGCAAUUACAAAGCUACCAAGGAUACAACAUUUGUGUCACGAAGCAGAGAAACCACCGCCACCUCCGUCGCAAGAAUCCAGAUGGGAGUUUCCUAGAGAUAAGCUUAGGUUACAGACGGUCCUCGGGCAAGGAAACUUUGGACAGGUUUGGAAAGCCGAAGCCGACGACUUGACUGGUCAUCAGGGUACAACGAGAUUGGUGGCUGUUAAAACAGUGAAAGAAGGUGCUUCGGAACGUGAAAAAGAAGAUUUAGUACGGGAAUUAGAGAUCAUGCAACAGCUUGGUAGUCAUCCGAACGUUGUAACACUUUUAGGAUGUUGCACCGAAGAGGAGCCCCAUUACCUGAUACUCGAAUACGUGAUGUACGGAAAGCUAUUGGCUUAUCUACGCGAUCACCGCACCAGGCAGGACUUUUACAAUUUCAGCGAGGACUCGGCGGCCCUGACAUCGAGAGAUCUGACGGUAUUUGGAUACUGCGUCGCUAGAGGCAUGGAAUAUCUCGCGUCAAAAAAGAUAAUUCAUCGGGAUCUCGCAGCCAGAAACGUUUUAGUUGAUCACAACAAACUCUGCAAGAUCGCAGAUUUCGGAAUGUCGAGAUUCGCGAACGAAGACGGCGAAGUGAUCGAAACGAGACACGGUAGAAACGCAUUGCCGAUAAGAUGGAUGGCACCGGAAUCGUUGAUUUAUUCUCUUUUCACUACGAAGACCGACGUUUGGAGCUUCGGCAUUUUAAUGUGGGAAAUAGUAACGCUCGGCUCAACGCCGUACCCGGAUAUGACGGCAAGAGAAGUCAUGCGGAACGUGCAAAGCGGUUAUCGCCUCGAGAGACCGUCCCACUGUCGAAGCGAGCUCUUCAGGGUGAUAUCCCGAUGCUGGCACGCUGAUCCCGACCGCAGACCAGAAUUUCAAAUUCUAAGGAGGGAUCUGGCACAACUUCUCGAGGACAAUAUGAACGGCCAUUACGUCGAUCUCGAGAGUUUUGCUUCCGAGUGCACCGACUGACGCCAUCUCGAUUAGACUACUCAUCUUAUUCUUUGCUAAUCUGAUCUUAUUCGAUAUUAUAAUCUUUAAUGUCGAACGAAAGGGAUAAGAAAUAUCGUAGAUCGAUUUAUCGAAGCAAUCGAAAGUUUAUAUUAGAAAACGAAUCAAGUUUGCCAUUUUUUACGCCGAACUUUACGAAGGUCGAGACGAACCAGAAAAGAUUCGUUAAUUUAUUAUUCUUUUUCUUUUAUAUAUAUAUCAUACGCGCGAUACAAUCAAAUCACGUUUGUACUCAGGUAAAGAUUUAAACGUGAACAAUGGGAAAUAAGGGAGAAAAUUAUCAUCAUUAUAGAUUUACGUCCAUCCGUCCAGAAUUUUUCUUUAACGAGCAUAUCGUUUCUUUGUUACUCGAUCGUAAAGCAUGUGUAUCACAGGAACCAUUAGUUAAGGUUCGAAAUGUGCUAUAAUAUUAAUUUAUUCGUUAGAAUCUAAUUAAUUAUCUUAAACAGGACAAACUCGACAAUAACACUGCAUCGUGUUUUUACAAAGAUAAUAAUAUCUUUUUCGCGAUAUCAUAAUUUUUGUUUCUUCUCCUUACUUUUAUUUCUUUGUCGCGAACUUGUAAAUAUUAUUAAAGUUACAAUCGUAUCGUUAUUACAUAAAAAAAAUAUAUGUAUUUUGUUUAACGUAUUUACCCCCAAUCAAAAAAAAAAAAAGGUACGAAUUUUUAUCUUACGUUCUCUAUCAUUCUAUAAUUAUUGUAUCAAUACUAUUUCAUCAUGGUAUCAUUAUAAUUAUUUUAGAUAUCGUCAUUAUUAUAAUAAGUAGGAAGAUAGAUUUACAUCGUUGCGGGAGUUUAUUUUUAAUCAUUCUAGUCUUUCGACGCGUUUGAGGUAUCGAUUGAUUAUCGUUGACGGAUUAUCAUUCAUUUUAUCUCAUUUAUCUUUUCCACUUUACCGACAAAAAUAUAGAAAAUUUAUUGCCGGUCUGAAAGAGAUCGACUGUUAAAAAUCGAUCGGUACCCCAGAGUUGUCAGUUGAUUAUUUUAUUAAGUUUUAAUCUUAUAAUUGCUAUUAUAGUUACUGCGAAUCUUGAUAAAACCGAGUUUCUCGAUCGUUUAACGUUCGCUUUUUACCUUGAAAGCAAAAAAAAAAAAAGAAAAAAGAAAGAAACGAGGUUGCGUCUUGAUCUUUGCGUUACGAUUUCUUUUUCCUUCCAAACAAAACGACAAAACGAUACAAAAAAAAAUAACAAAAACAAAUAAACAAAAAAGAAAGAGAUAAUACAAGAAACAAUGUAUGUAGACUCGACGAUUGUAUUAAGAAGUUUUUUUUUGUCUUUUAUCUUGUCAGUAAACGUUAUCCGAUUUUUCAACGGAGACUUUAAUCUUUUGGAUCUUUUACCUGAUCCGAGCAAAACCCAUUGAUCUUUCAAUAAUAAUUUUCUUUUUUUUUUUUUUGCACUACAUCAUGCCGAUUGAUUUAUUCCGCGUGCAAUAUAAAAGAAAAGAAAAAAAACAGAGAUAAAGAUCCUUGUAAAACGUUUUUCGAAAAAAUCGAAAGAUUUAAAACGAAGAAAUCUCAGAGAAGAGAAUGUCGAUCGAAAUCGAUUUGUACGGCGAAUAAAUACUUAUCUCUCUCUCUCUCUUUCUUUCUCUCUUGAUCGAGUUCUCUAUCCGGGGAAACGUUUUAAUUAAAUUAAUUAAAGUGGCACACAUCCGCCGCGCGUCGAUUUAAUUACGACGAAGUAACAAAUUGUAGUGGACCGCCGCGGGGUAGGGACGAGUUAGCGUGGGCGUACGUGUAUCGUAAAUCUUUCUUCACAUACACGUAAGCAUAUAUAUAUAUAUAUAUAUAUAUAUGUACAUAUAUAUAUAUAUGUAUAUGUAUAUAUAUGUAUAUACAUAUACACACACACAUAUAUAUAUAUACGCUUUCUUACUGGAGAUUGUUAUAAUUAAUUCACUCCGUGCAAGCUUUUGCGUCAAUUAACACUCAUGCUCGGCACGUUUCCAUUGCAAGAAAUAUAUGUCGAGAUUAAAAGCAUGCCCCCGUGUGAAAUGACAAAAUAAUUAAACAUUAAAUUCGUAUCUAUGUACUUCUUGUACUUCUUGUACUCUUUCGGAAUUUUAAAAGACUCGAUAUUACGCUUGA
Vespula vulgaris is the source of this 7595-nucleotide messenger RNA. Its product is annotated as serine-rich adhesin for platelets-like. The transcript has 9 exons. Gene Ontology annotation, molecular function: transmembrane receptor protein tyrosine kinase activity; ATP binding. NCBI's taxonomy places the organism in Eukaryota, Metazoa, Arthropoda, Insecta, Hymenoptera, Vespidae. Gene Ontology annotation, biological process: protein phosphorylation; cell surface receptor protein tyrosine kinase signaling pathway; positive regulation of kinase activity. The record is from RefSeq and is a predicted model, not a curated record. Gene Ontology annotation, cellular component: signaling receptor complex. Bases 1144 to 5463 code for a protein of 1439 amino acids.